AUGUCCUCACGAAUCCCAGCCCGCUCAACGCGCUCACCGCUGAAGCCACCGUCGACGCCAACGAGGACGCGUCUAGGCACACCAACGACCCCGUCCUCCGUCGCCAAAAACGGGCCCAUCAGCCGUUCUGCGUCACCGACGAAACCGAAACCACGUCGACCGUCGCCCACGGCCAGUGAACCCGAGGUCGAGAAAAAGCCCGCUCUCAGCAUCAAGGAGGCCAUUGCACUUAAGCGUGCAGAGGCUAAAAAGGCACAGGCGACUCCGAAGAAGGGUGGCUUGGAUGACCUGGGCAGCCUCGAGGAUGCUCUACCCGUACGGCCAGUAGAGGAGGAACCGGACUUGCUCGGUCGUCUGCCUCUGCGAGAAGCCAUUGAGAAAUCGAGGAGCACAGAUGAGCCAAAGUUGCCACCUUCAGACCCACAGGCACCUCCCAGGCGCGGUGGCAAGGCUCCUGCUUGGUUCGAGGCCCAAGACCUUACCGUGUUGAAGGCCUGGAAUAAUGAGAUCAUCGAAAUCCAGCACGAGAUUUCGAUGUUUGGCUCAUUGAAGACCCUGGAUAUAGCAUCAUUGCCAGACACAAUCGCCGACUUGUCUUUCCUAACCGUGCUCGACCUCUCGUACAACGAGAUCAAGGAACUUCCGGAAAACCUCUGGGCUCUCCCCGAAUUGACCACCCUGAAUCUAGCACAUAACAAACUCACCUCUAUCCCUUUCAGCGCGCCCUUCAAGUCCACUGGAUCACGAACAGGCCCCAACUCCUACGCAAGCACCGACUUUUUCACUCCAGCUAUCGUCCGUGCUGCCACACCCUUACCGAAACUCAUUAACCUGGAUGUAUCUCACAACCGUAUCACCAGUUCGAGUAUCGACCUCGCCAUUCCCGAUUCUCUGGUCAAAUUCGACUUGUCUUCGAACCCCGUCGGAAAGUCGGAUGCGCUGCUGAAAAAGUUGUCGACCCUUCCUCGCCUCAAGGAACUCCGUUUCGAAAAGGCGGGCAUCGGCAACGACUCCAUUCCCUCCGACCUGUUCUCGAACGCGCCGUUCCCUGUGCUCAAGAUCCUCGAUCUAUCAGAGACGCAGGUGACCCUGGACGCCGUCAAGGAGACCUUCAAGUCCAUGUCCCAGGAACUCAAUCACGAUUUCGUUGUUGAUGAGCCUCCGGAGGGCGUGUUCCGCAUUCUGGUCGGCAAACGGGUCAUCAAAGAGGCCUGGGAGAUCGAACUGGAGCAGCGAAAGGAAGCGAGGAAAGGAUUCGAUUUGGGUGGCGACUGGGAUCCUGAGCCACCGAAGAGGAAGCCGGUUUCACCACCACCUGCUGCCACCCCGACUCCGACUCGUGCAUCCCGAUCCCAGCCUGCAGUUACUCCGAAGAAGGAAGUUGAGAAGGAGGCAUGGGUGAUCGAGGCUGAGCAGGGCCUAUUGACGGAAGGUGCGCGUCGGCGGGCUCGAGCUGCAGCGGCUGCAGAGGCACAAAUCAAGCCUCCAGAGCCCACUCCCGAACCGGAGGCACCGUCGGCCACCAACAUCCUCAACAAUCCCAAGUUCUACAACAAGGGCACGGAUACCCUAACACUCCCCUCGUCCGCACCUCCAGCCAAGGGACCAGGCCACGCCCGCGCCUUUUCUCUCGCUUCACCCUCCGCAUCCUUCAGCUCGAGCCUCUCCCGCAAGGCGACGUCCGAAGAACUGGCGAUGCCAGCACCCACCCUCCCACUCUCCAUCAUCCUCGCCCAGCCCUUUGCUGACACCCUCCGCGUUCUCGUGCUCACCAACCGGCGAUUGGACCGGUCCUUCCUGGUGCCUUCGAUCCCCCAAGAGGAUUCGUCAGGGUUCUUACCGAGGCUCGAAGAGCUCGAUUUGGAGGGGUGCAAUUUCGACGAUACAGUCCCCGUUCAACUGCAAGAAAUCGGCAGUGGAUCCGGGGGAGGUGCAAGUGCGAAUGGGACGACUCCCACAACCCCACCACGCACCUCCUCACCCCUCCUCCCCACCCUCGCCAAACUCUUCCCCAGCCUCCGUACUCUAAACCUCUCCUACAACCUGCUCACCUCCUCCUCCUUCACCCCUCAAACCCUCUCCCUCCUCUUACUCCAAACGCCCACUCGAGCAGGACUCCGCCAUUUACGGUUGCGUGGUAACAAGAUUGACGAUUUGAGUGGGUUCCAGGAGGUUGCGGGAGGGUUCAGAGGGAAUCGGGAUGUGCCUGGGUGGAAGUUGGAAGAGUUGGAUUUGAGGGAUAAUGAGAUUGGACGGUUGCCGGCUGAGAUGGGGCUGAUGCCGUUGGAUGUGUUUUUGGUGGAGGGGAAUGUGUUCCGUGUUCCGCAGAGAAGGAUUUGGGAGAGGGAGGGUACGAAGGGGUUGUUGAGUUGGUUGAGGGGUCGGAUCGAGUAG
This is a messenger RNA of Coprinopsis cinerea okayama7#130, 2394 nucleotides long. Its product is annotated as leucine-rich repeat-containing protein 40. Bases 1 to 2394 code for a protein of 797 amino acids. Gene Ontology annotation, molecular function: protein binding. The record is from RefSeq and is a predicted model, not a curated record. Lineage: Eukaryota; Fungi; Basidiomycota; Agaricomycetes; Agaricales; Psathyrellaceae. The transcript is spliced from 4 exons.